AGCUUCUUCCAUUCCUACAUCGAGAGAGAGAAAAAAAAAAUGGAGGAGAAGCAAGUGAAGAGGAGAAUGGUCGUGUUGGUUCCAGUUCCAGCACAAGGUCACGUAACUCCGAUGAUGCAACUCGGGAAAGCUCUUCACUUGAAAGGCUUCUCAAUCACUGUUGUUCAAACACAGUAUAAUCGAGUUAGCUCUUCCAAAGACUUCUCUGAUUUUCAUUUUCUCACCAUCCCAGGCAGCUUAACCGAGUCUGAUUUCAAAAACCUCGGAGCACUACCGUUUCUGCUCAAGCUCAAUCAAGUCUGCGAGGCAAGCUUCAAGCAAUGUUUAAGUCAACUACUGCAUGAACAAGGUGAUGAUGAUAUUGCUUGUGUUGUCUACGAUGAGUACAUGUACUUCUCCCAACCUGCAGCUAUGGAGUUCCAACUUCCUAGUGCCGUCUUUAGCACUACAAGUGCUACUGCCUUAGUCUGUCGCUCUGUUUUGUCUAAAGUCAACGCAGCGGCGUUCUUGAUCGACAUGAAAGAUCCUGAAACGCAAGACAAAGUUUUCCCAGGAAUGGAUCCUCUAAGGUACAAAGACUUGCCAACAUCAGCAUUUGGGCCUUUAGAGAGUAUUAUCAAGCUAUACAAUAACGCUGUAAACAUUCAAACAGCAUCCGCUGUUAUCAUCAACUCAGCGAGUUGUCUAGAGAGCUCGUCUUUGGCACGGUUGCAACGAGAGCUACAAGUUCUGGUGUAUCCUAUAGGCCCACUUCACAUUGCAGCUUCAGCGCCUUCUAGUUUACUAGAAGAAGACAGGAGUUGCGUUGAGUGGUUGAACAAGCAGAAAUCAAGCUCAGUAAUUUACAUAAGCUUGGGUAGCUUGGCUCUAACGCAAACGAAAGAAAUGUUGGAGAUGGCUUGGGGAUUGAGUAACAGCAACCAACCUUUCUUAUGGGUGAUCCGACCGGGUUCUGUUCCUGGCUCAGAAUGGACAGAGUCCUUACCAGUGGAAUUCAGCAAGUUGGUUUUAGAAAGAGGUUAUAUUGUGAAAUGGGCACCACAGAUGGAAGUUCUCAGACAUCCUGCAGUAGGAGGGUUUUGGAGUCACUGUGGAUGGAACUCAACGCUAGAGAGCAUCGGGGAAGGAGUUCCGAUGAUCUGUAGGCCUUUUACUGGCGAUCAGAGAGUUAAUGCGAGGUACUUAGAGAGUGUUUGGAGAAUUGGGGUUCUAUUGGAGGGAGAGCUGGAUAAAGGAACUGUGGAGAGCUCUGUGAAGAGGUUGACUGUGGAUGAGGAAGGGGCAGAUAUGAGAAAGAGAGCCAUCGAUUUGAAAGAGAAGCUUGAAGCCUCUGUCAGAAGUGGAGGUUCCUCAAGCAGCUCAUUAGACGACUUCGUCAAUUCCUUGAAAAUGAAGAAUUCCAUGUAGUCCCCUGUUCAAAGUCAAAAUUGUAUCAGAAAAGAUUCAUUUAGCAUUGUACAGCAAAUGGCAUAAAUGGACAUGUAUUCUAUUUUAAGUGUAAUUUUUGGCAGUUUAUCUCUAAAUAAAGGCGUUUCUACAUUUGGAGA
Molecule: messenger RNA, 1547 nt
Organism: Arabidopsis lyrata subsp. lyrata
Lineage: Eukaryota; Viridiplantae; Streptophyta; Magnoliopsida; Brassicales; Brassicaceae
Product: UDP-glycosyltransferase 76E2-like
Exons: 2
Coding region: 40-1407 (455 amino acids)
Molecular function (GO): UDP-glycosyltransferase activity
Source: RefSeq, a predicted model, not a curated record